AUGGACUCAACACUUGAAACUCACUUAUGGGACGGACAGGCAAGUUCUUUGAAAUUGUUUUAUGUUUUUAGUUAUUUCAAUGAUCUUUAAACUAUAUGUUGUAUACAUCAAAAGCUUCAGUAAAAUGUAUAGCAUCUUUUAAAUUACAAUUUUAUUGUUUUAGUUUACAGUCCAACAAGAUGAAGAGCAAUAUGCGAAGAUGUCUCAAAUAUUGGACUUGCUAGUGUCCGCCGGCUAUUUUCGGGCCAAAAUCGAUGGUCUAAGUGUGUUUGAUAAGGUUAGUAAGUUGUAUUUUACAUGCUCCAAUGUUUUUAAAUUUAGAUUGUUGGUGGAAUGGUCUGGUGCAUUCAGUUAUGUGCCGAAGUUGUUGAUGUUGACCUACUUUACUCGGAAAACUCGUCGAUUGGACAAAAAAUGUAUGAUGAUUUUAGGGAUUCGAUAUGAAAAAGUUAAAAUAGAUUAAUAUUGACAUUUUGGGAUAAAUAGAAUGGUCAAAAAUUGACGUUUAAUAUAGUUAUGAGGGUUUAUAUUAGGUAUAGGUCACGGGUAAUAUUCUUUGUUUCAGAGCUCUAACUCAAAAUAUUGUGAAAGUGUUGCCUAAUUUCAAAUGCCCACAUGCCAUAGAGCCUCAUCAGAUUCAAGGACUUGAUUGUAUCAACAUUUAUCCAGUUGUUCAGGUAAUUUAUCUUAUUAUUUUAUCUAACUUUAUAUAAUAAAGCAAAAAGCAUUUACUAUUUUAAUAUUUCAUUUCAGUGGUUAGUAAAAGAAGCCAUAGAAGCUAAAAAGAAACACGGAGACGAGAUUUUACGAUAUGCAAACUCACAAUUUAAGAACACAGGUUGGGAAGUUGAGGAUGAUUUGGAAAAGCCAUUUAGUUCAAAUGAAGCUGAGAGGCCUAAACCCUAUAGGAAGAUGGAGCGGACGACAAAAACGGAAUUUAAGGACAUUAAGGAUGAUGUUAGAAGCACUUUACUUGAGUUUGGAUUGUAAGUUUUACUUUUAUAGGCGAGUUAUGAUCAAUUAUAUUAUUUUAGAGACGUAUCAGAUGUAGUGAAGAAAGAAACUCAAUUUGAUGAUGAUCUUGGCCGAGAAAAACGAAAAGAACUUGAAGAAUCAUUCCUUCGUGACCUCAAGAUAGCAGAACAACUUAAAAACGAUCUAGUUGAGGCGGAUCCAGUCCAGCAGAAGCGAGUUUCGGCCAGGAAGGUCAAUUCUAUAAUCGAUUCCACUGCUUUGGAAAAGGUCGCUAAAGAUUCUGAAGGCUUAAGACUGGGACGAAUUGAGGAAUCUGAACAAAGUUUAGAGGAAAUGGAAGUUAGGUUAAAAGAGGAGUUGGAUAAUAUACAACGAGAAAACAAGGAAAUAGAAGAGGAAGUAGAGAAAAAUAGGGAAAAUUUGAAUAAAAUUGAGGAAAAAGAAAGAGAAUAUGAUGAAUUGGUCAAGAAUACUGAUCCUGGUGAGUUUGGUGAUGUUGAGGAUGUUAACUUUUGUAUAUUUUGUGGAAUUUUAAAUUUUUGGAAAAAAAUUUUGAAAAUUUAAUACCUAAAUUUGAUUUUUUCGAUUUUUUGAUAUUUAAAAUUUUUUUAAUUUUUUGGUAUUUGAAUUUUGAUUCUUUACAAGUUUUUAGGCAAAAAAAUUAUGUUUUGUUACCUAAAAACCAAAUUUUCAUGUUUUUUGGAGCUUUUGAUACCUAAAAAUAAUUUUUUAAAAUUUUUUCAAACUUUUUGUUACCUAAAAUCUUAUUUUUCAGACCUUUACAAACAAAUAACGGACCUUUUGGACCAAUGCCAAGAAAUGCGAAACCACGAAUCUGAAUUCAAACGUGAAUGUCGACGUCAAAUCGAGCAAGUCGAAGCGGAAAUCGACCGUCUAAAACAAAUAGAAGGUCCAGAUGCAUCAGAAGUUGAACAUCUUACUCAAGAAUUUCAAAAACUCGAAGCAGAACUAGCUGAAAUCAACGAAAAAGUGUUCUAUAUGUCGAAGAAGAUUGAUCAGAAGCCGAGUCAGAUCGAACUAAACCAAUAUCAAAGAAGGUUUAUUGAGUUGUACAACUUGGUAACAGCGAAACAUCUGGAAGCGAGGAGGUUGUACAUGUUGAAUAACCAUCUUGUCGAUGCUUGCAAGUUUAUAAAGAGAGAAAUUGAUCUGCUGAUGAAUAUUGAUGAACAGAAGGAGCUGUAAGUUGUGGUUUUGGCUGGGGAAAUUAAAUUUUAAAAUUUUAGGUAAUAAAGGGGGUUUUUGGCUAAGAAAAUGAAAUUUUUAGGCAAUAAAAGGUCGAAUAUAGCUCAUAAUUUUAUAAUAACACAAAUAUAAUACCUUUUAUUACCUAAAAAUAUAGCUUUUAGUCUAAUAUCAGGGACUUAAAAAGUUUUGUCGUUUUUUGCCUUGCGUAACAUAGCGAAUAGACGACAAGACUUUGUUAAUGUACUAAUUAUGAGACAAGACUCAUAUUUUUAGGUAAUAAAAGGUUGACUAGACUUUAAACUUACCAAUGACAUUGAUUUUAAGAUUAAAAAAGUCUUGUCGUCAUUUCUCUAUGAUUUACACGGAAAAAAACGACAAGACUUUUAUAAUGCUUUAAUGAUAAGGCAAAACUUACAAUUUUGGGUAAUAAAAAGUUGCCUAGUCUUUAAAAUUGCCAAUAUCAUUAAAAGGCUUAAAAAAGUCUUGUCGUUAUUUUCCUAUGAUUUACACGACAAAAAACGACAAGACUUUUUGUCACUCUAAUUAUGAGGUAUAACUGAAAAAAAAAGCUUUCUUUAGGUAACAAAGUAUAUAAAUAUAACUUUCCAGAUCAAUAAAAGAAGCCUACAAGGUGUCAUUCGUGGAUAACCUACGAAAAAUAGUGGCAGGCGUCGAGGAGAGUGUGGAGAAGAUCCUCAAGAAGCGGGCUCAAACCCAACAAGCAAAAGAUGUGUCAUUCCGAGCACUACAAGACCUGAGAAAGCAGAAACGAUUGUAUAUCAAGACUAUCGCUGAUUUCCAACAUGAAUGCCAGAAAAACGAGAAAUUGAGGGAAAAGCUGGGGGAAUAG
This is a messenger RNA of Bursaphelenchus okinawaensis, 3034 nucleotides long. The record is from the annotation of a GenBank genome assembly. NCBI's taxonomy places the organism in Eukaryota, Metazoa, Nematoda, Chromadorea, Rhabditida, Aphelenchoididae.